Messenger RNA from Nannizzia gypsea CBS 118893, 1443 nucleotides. RefSeq lists its product as hypothetical. The record is from RefSeq and is a predicted model, not a curated record. NCBI's taxonomy places the organism in Eukaryota, Fungi, Ascomycota, Eurotiomycetes, Onygenales, Arthrodermataceae. The transcript has 3 exons. Gene Ontology annotation, biological process: D-serine catabolic process. Gene Ontology annotation, molecular function: D-serine ammonia-lyase activity. The coding region runs from base 1 to 1443 and encodes 480 amino acids.
AUGACGUCGAAUAUCACUUAUCAAUCGGCUGACGAGACGGCCGAACUCAAGGCCUUGUACGUCGGCCGUAUGCUGCAAGAUGUUGACGGUCCCAAGCCAGUUAUUGACCGCGAGGUGGCACGCCGGAACUGCCGGGUGAUGCUCGAUGCCGCACUCUCUUUGAAUGUAGACUUUAGGGCGCACGUCAAGACACAUAAGACAGCCGAACUAACAAGUUUCCAAGUUGGUGACAAGUCGGAUACGGUACGACUGGUGGCAUCCACUUUGGUAGAAGCUGAGCAGCUGGUUCCGUUCAUGAAGGAAUGUCAAACAAAGGGGCGGAAGGUAGAUCUGAUCUACGGUCUUCCCGUUCAACCGUCAUGCUUCCCUCGCUUAGCUGAGCUAGGCAAGGCGCUCGGUCAUGGGGCAGUAACAUGCCUGGUGGACAGCGUUGAGAUAAUCCCGUUUCUGUCUCGCUACCAUGCCCUCUGCGGUAAAAGGCUGGGCAUCUUCAUCAAAAUGGACACUGGCUAUGGUCGCGCUGGCGUAACCUACAGCAGUGCACAGUUCAAUGCUAUUGUCAGUGAGCUCUACGCCCUGGAAGGCAAGGAGCCGCAUCUCUUCACUCUCCGUGGCUUCUACUCUCACAUGGGACACAGCUAUGGCUCCAACAGCCCCUCAGAGGCAAUGGAUUACCUCCGAACCGAGAUAGAGGGAUGCAAACAGGCCGCAGAUCUUGCUGCAGCAAUCCCACAGCCUACUCCCUUUGACGGAGAGUCAAACUACUCCCAAAGACGCUUCGUUCUUUCCGUUGGCGCAACGCCCAGCACAACAGCAGCACAGAACCUGACUGAAAAUCAGACUCUUUCCCUUCCGGGAGCAGACAAGGCCAAGGCGCUCAUUGACCAGACCAAGCAGAAAUAUGACAUUGAGCUGCACGCGGGAGCCUAUGUGACGCUAGACAUGCAGCAGUUGGCCGCCCGUGCGCGGCCAAACAGCUCAUAUCUAUCAUUCGAUGACCUGGCGCUUACUGUUCUUGCGGAAGUGGGGUCAUUGUACAUGCACCGCGAACACCCAGAGGCUCUAGUGGCAUGCGGUUCGUUGGCUUUAGGACGAGAACCGUGCCGUAGCUAUAACGGUUGGGGUGUAGUCACACCCUGGCGUGAGCAGCAAGCUGGUGAUGCAGCACCUGCAGCGGGUCAAGAAAUCGGCUUUUAUGACCCAGACGGAGACAAAACGGGAUGGAUUCUAGAUCGUGUAAGCCAGGAGCACGGCAUCUUGCGCUGGCAUGGAUCACGAGAGAAUAUGCGGCCUUUGCGAAUUGGUGAGAAGCUGCGCGUUUGGCCGAAUCAUUGCUGCAUUUGCCUUGCAGGGUUCACGUAUGUACUUGUUGUUGAUUCGGCAGCCCAGGGAAGUGAGAAGGAUCGUAUCGUUGAUGUCUGGCAGAGCUGGAGAGGGUGGUAA